Messenger RNA from Fulvia fulva, 630 nucleotides. RefSeq names its product 2',3'-cyclic-nucleotide 3'-phosphodiesterase. Gene Ontology annotation, molecular function: 2',3'-cyclic-nucleotide 3'-phosphodiesterase activity. Lineage: Eukaryota; Fungi; Ascomycota; Dothideomycetes; Mycosphaerellales; Mycosphaerellaceae. The transcript has a single exon. The coding region runs from base 1 to 630 and encodes 209 amino acids. The record is from RefSeq and is a predicted model, not a curated record. Gene Ontology annotation, biological process: cyclic nucleotide metabolic process.
AUGGGCGGCUUAUCGCUGUGGCUUAUUCCUCAUGAUGACAAACCCUUCGUCAAGACGAUGCAAGAACUGAUCUCUGAAACAAUUCCCCGUCAAUUCGAUGCCAAGACCCACAGCUUCCAGCCUCACGUUACAGUGACCUCCGACAUCUCGGAAGACGCAAUGAAAGGAAAGUCGCCCCAAGAAUGGCUCGACUCCCUCCUCCUCGACGAACUAAAGCUCAAGAACGAACACAACGAAGUCCUCCUCGAGCUCGACACAAUCGAAGCCGAGGAUCCUUUCUUCCGAAAAAUGAACAUCGCCCUGAAAGACAACGAAAACCUCCGGAAAUUAGUCGCCCUAUGUCGACGAGAGUCUGGACUUGAUGAGGCAUUUGCGCAGAAGGAGUAUAGGCCUCAUUUCAGUCUGCUGUAUUCGGAUAUUCCGACGAAGGACGUGAAGGCGAAGGUUCCGCUGAUUGAGAUGAAGAUUGGCUUUGCGCUGGGGGAUCUGUUUGCGUGCUGUGGUGGGGCGUUGUGUUUGGGUGGCAGUAUGGUGUUGGUGGAUACGAGGAAGGAGAUUGAGGAGUGGAGUGUUAUGGCGACGAGGGUGACGCCUUGGGCUAUGUGGAGGGCUACGAGAGGGUUGCUUUGA